Polychytrium aggregatum is the source of this 3473-nucleotide messenger RNA. RefSeq names its product phosphoenolpyruvate carboxylase. The coding region runs from base 161 to 3100 and encodes 979 amino acids. Gene Ontology annotation, biological process: tricarboxylic acid cycle; carbon fixation. The transcript is spliced from 14 exons. Gene Ontology annotation, cellular component: cytosol. The record is from RefSeq and is a predicted model, not a curated record. Gene Ontology annotation, molecular function: phosphoenolpyruvate carboxylase activity. NCBI's taxonomy places the organism in Eukaryota, Fungi, Chytridiomycota, Chytridiomycetes, Polychytriales.
GGCAAGCCAUUCCACCUGACAACUCGCCGCCGCCCGAUGCAAGGAUAUAAAAGGUCCCGCAGACCACCCUCUGUCCUGGUCGAGUGGGUCUGCCCUCGUUCUCUCGCUCUCCCCCCCCCAGCUCCUUCCCCUCCCCGAGCGAUCCGCUGCACCUUCAACCAUGAUUACCCCUCAUGCACUGGUCCAGGAACGGCCCCAGACCCCCGGUGGCCGUCCCCAGACACCUGGAGCCCGUCCCCAGACUCCGCUCCUCCAGACUUCGGAAAUCAAGCAAUAUACCAAGACCCUCGUUGACGCAGCUCCGGCCCAUCUUGUGAACGAGUCGGACCAGAAGCUCGAGGACGACGUCAACCUCCUGGCCAAGCUCCUGGUCGACACCAUCAAAGAGCACUCGGGCAUCGCCGGCGGUCAUCCCGAGCGCCUGAUCUCGAUCAUCGAGGGUGUGCUCGCUGCCAGCCAUCUCUACUUUGACGCCCCCUCGGACGAGUCCUUCGAGAAGCUCGUCACCCUCAUCCAGCAGGUCGUCACUCCCACCGAGUACCUCGAGGUUACCCGUGUGUUCCAUGAGUUCCUGACCCUGGCUGAGGUUGCCGAGCGACAGCACAGAGUCCGCCGCUGGCGCGGCUAUCGCCGAGGCGAAAACGAUCUGCACUUCCGCCAGACCUUCAAGGAUGCAUUCAAGUUCCUCCUCGACAAGGGCUUCACUGGCGAGCAGAUCCGCGAGGAGCUGACCAAGCAGCACAUCGAGCUUGUCCUCACGGCCCACCCAACUCAGGCUGCCCGCCGCACCCUCCUCACCAAGUACUUCAACAUUGCCCAGCAGCUCGAGACCCGUGACCGCACUGUUCUCACACCCGCCGAGCAUGCCGACAUGAUGGAUGCCAUUCGCCGCGAGAUUGUCGGCGCCUGGAGAACCAACACUGUCCGCCGCAUUCGUCCCACUCCCGAAGACGAGGCCCGUGGCGCCCUCUCGGUCCUCGAGAACAGCAUCUGGAAGGCUCUGCCCAAGUUUAUGCGCACCCUCGAUGCCACCCUCGCCGAGUACGACAUUGAGCCCAUUCCUGUCGACAAGUCCAUCAUCAGCUUCGGAAGCUGGAUCGGCGGCGAUCGCGAUGGCAACCCGUUCGUCACUCACGAGGUCACCACCGAGGUCCUCAAGCUCUGCCGCUGGCGCGCCUCGGAGCUGAUCUACAAGGAGAUUGAUCUGCUGCUCUUCGAGCUCAGCAUGACCCGCGGCUCCGAGGAGCUCAUCGAGGUGGUCUCCAAGAUCCAGCACGAGCAUCUCGUCGGCAGCAGCCGUGCCACCAACCUCAACUUCCCUCGCGGCAACAUUCCCCGCGACGAGCCCUACCGUGUGCUGCUUGCGCCCCUGCGUGACAGCUGCAAGGUGACCGAGGAGUAUCUUUGCCGGGCUAUCGGUGUCUCCAUCCCUCCAGAGCGCCCUGCCAACUUCAUUGGCAGCCCCGAGCAGUUGCUGGAUCCCCUCAAGCUCUGCUACCGCAGUCUCGUUGCGUGCGGUGACCAGGUCAUUGCCGACGGCCGUCUCAAGGAUCUGAUCCGCCGCAUCUCGGCCUUUGGUCUCUCCCUCCUCAAGCUUGACAUCCGCCAGGAGUCCGACCGCCACAGCGAGGUCUUUGACUACGUCACCGAGUGGCUCGGCCUGGGCACUUUCUCCGAGUGGGAAGAGCAGAAGAAGCAAGAGUGGAUGGUGGCUGAGCUGAACAACAAGCGGCCCCUUAUCCCCGACAACUGGCCCGACAUUCCUGGCGCUGAAAACGUUCCCGACACUGUCCGCGAGGUCAUGCGCACCUUCCGAACCCUCACCCGAGUCGGCACCGACGCCCUCGGCGGCUACGUCAUUUCGAUGGCCCGAUUCCCCUCCGACAUCUUGGCUGUGGCACUCCUCCAAAAGACCGUCGGUAUGGUCAAUCCCCUCCGCGUGGUCCCGCUCUUUGAGACCAAGGCUGACUUGGAGCGAUCGUCCUCGACCAUGGAGAGGCUCUUCUCGGUCGAGUACUACCUCAAGAGCAUCAACGGCAAGCAGGAGGUCAUGCUUGGUUACUCUGACAGUGCCAAGGAUGCCGGCCGCUUGACCUCGGUUUGGUCCCUGUGGGAGACCCAGUCCAGCCUCGCUGCUACCUGCGACAAGUUUGGCGUCCAUCUCACGCUCUUCCACGGACGUGGAGGCAGUGUCGGUCGUGGUGGAGGUCCCCAGCAUCUCGCCGUUCUUUCGCAGCCCAGCGGUACCGUCAAGGGCACUAUGCGAGUCACCAUCCAGGGCGAGAUCAUCGAUAACCACUUUGGACAUCCCGGCACGGCCGAGCAGACUCUCGAGCGUUACGCCACCGCCACGCUGAUUGCCACCAUGGCUCCUCCUGAGGCCCCGAAGAAGGAAUGGCUCGAGACGAUGGCCCGCAUGUCCGAGAUCUCUUGCAGCCACUACCGAAGCGUUGUCACCGGCGACCAGGACUUCAUCCCAUACUUCCACGACGCCACCCCGCUCCGUGAGAUCGGCAUCAUGAACAUUGGCUCGCGACCGGCCCGCAGAAAGGUUGGCGGCGGCAUCGAGACCCUCCGCGCCAUUCCUUGGAUCUUUGCCUUUACCCAGACCCGUGUCCAUCUCCCUGUCUGGCUCGGCAUCGAUGCUGCCAUCCAGCAGAUGAAGGACGAGGGCAAGAUGGAUGUCCUCAGGGACAUGUACUACAACUGGCCCUUCUUCCACAGCACCCUCGAUCUCGUCCAGAUGACUCUGUCCAAGGCCGACCCCAGAAUCGCCGCCUACUACGACCAGUGCCUGGUUCCGCCCGAAUACCACUCCAUGGGUGUCAAGCUCCGCGGCCACCUCCAGAACUGUAUUGACCUCGUGCUGGAGGUUGCCGAGCAAGACCAUCUCCUGGCUUCGGACCCCGUCGUCGCCCGUGCCAUCCACUCCCGCCUUCCCUUCACGGAUCCCUUGAACCUCAUCCAAGCCGAGAUUAUCCGCCGGAUUCGCGUGGAGCCGACCGAGGACGGAUCUGUCGACGAGCCGCACAAGGAUCUGAUGGACGCCAUGAUUGUCACCAUCCAGGGCAUCGCCGCCGGCAUGGGCAACACCGGCUAAGGCUCCCAUGGAGGGAGAGGGUCUGAAAAUUUGCUGGAGCGGUUGUGUUGUGCGGAGGUUCCUUGGGGCAUCCAGCAUUAUCACAUUUGCUCUUUUUUCUCUCUCUCUCACUUUCCAUGGAGGUAGAUCGACAUUGGGGAAGGGGACUCCACAUGUUUAUUGACCCUCUGCUCUUUCGAUAUCGCUUUUUCAAUCGCCCUUUCUCUCUUUUCCUCUCUUCAUAGUCAAAGGACUUUCUGUGCCCGGUGAGGCGAGGUGGCAACAUUGUCGCUGGAACUGGAGCCGACAGAUCGCCACACACACACAAGCCAAUAUAGCAUAUCAUUACAGGCAAUCCAAUAAAAAACGGGACACCCGGGUUUUUGACCAUUCA